This is a messenger RNA of Colletotrichum orchidophilum, 993 nucleotides long. RefSeq names its product palmitoyl protein thioesterase. Gene Ontology annotation, molecular function: palmitoyl hydrolase activity; thiolester hydrolase activity. Lineage: Eukaryota; Fungi; Ascomycota; Sordariomycetes; Glomerellales; Glomerellaceae. Gene Ontology annotation, cellular component: lysosome. The transcript has a single exon. Bases 1 to 993 code for a protein of 330 amino acids. The record is from RefSeq and is a predicted model, not a curated record.
AUGAAGUCCCUCUCCAUCCCCACGCUGCUCACGGUCGGCUACCUAGCCACCGCCGCCUACUCGGCCGCGACCCCGAAGAGACCCCUCUCCAACGACGCCGACGACCACCCGAUCCCGCUCAUCGUCUGGCACGGUCUCGGCGACUCUUACGACGGCGAUGGCAUCAAACGCCUCGGCGAAGUAGCCGAGGAGCUCAACCCGGGCACCUUUGUCUACACAAUCAAGGUCGGCGCUGACCCCAACAGCGACCGCUCCGCCACCUUCUUCGGCAACGUGACGACCCAGCUCGAGGAGGUCUGCGCCGAGCUCGCCGCCCACCCGAUCCUCUCCACCGCGCCCGCCGUCGACGCCAUCGGCUUCAGCCAGGGCGGGCAGUUCCUGCGAGGCUACGUCGAGCGCUGCAACAACCCGCCCGUCCGCUCCCUCGUCACCUACGGCAGCCAGCACAACGGCAUCGUCGAGUUCCGCGCCUGCGGCGAUGGUGACUACCUCUGCAAGGGCGCCAUGGCCCUCUUGCGCUUCAACACCUGGUCCGGCUUCGUCCAGAACCGUCUGGUACCCGCGCAGUACUACCGCGACCCGCAACCCGACCAGUACGAAAAGUACCUCGAGUCGUCCAACUUCCUGGCCGACAUCAACAACGAGCGCGAGCUCAAGAAUGUCCGGUACGGCAAGAACCUCGCCAGCCUGGCCAACUUUGUCAUGGUCAUGUUUGAGGACGACACGACCGUCAUCCCCAAGGAGACGGCCUGGUUUGAGGAGGUCAACGGCACCGAGAGUCUGCCGCUGCGCGCCAGGGCCAUUUACAAGGAGGACUGGAUCGGCCUGAGGGAGCUGGACCGCAAGGGCGGUCUCCGCUUCCGCCAGAUCCCCGGCGAGCACAUGCAGAUCUCUGAUAAGACGCUCAACAAGACCAUUCAGGAGUUCUUUGGGCCGUUCAAGAAGACCUUCAAGGCUGAGAAGCAGGCCGAGGUUGUCUUCGAGGAGUUGUAA